Molecule: messenger RNA, 1734 nt
Organism: Purpureocillium lilacinum
Lineage: Eukaryota; Fungi; Ascomycota; Sordariomycetes; Hypocreales; Ophiocordycipitaceae
Source: RefSeq, a predicted model, not a curated record
AUGUCCGAGCGCGGACUCCCGCAACAGCCACCUCCACUCGCUCUCUUGUCCCUCGUGCCGCGGACCCGCAGUGCAAAGGACGUUGCGGCUCACGUUGGCAACCGCCACCUGCUCUGGGCACCGAACGGAGUCGAUGUCGCACUUGCUAUUGGGCACUUCCGGUCCACCGCCAACUCUGGUACACUGGCUUCGAUCGGACGGAAUGCCGACAUUGUCGUCUGUAGCCGAAGCAUAAGCCAAGUGCAGUGUGUUUUUGAGCUUCAUCCCAAGACUGGGUUUUUCAUCGUAUAUGACAAGUCCAGACUGCAGACCACCCAGGUAUUCGGGAAAAACUGCACACCUUUCACGAGAGAGUCACGUUCAACGGCCAUCGAAUGCGGCGAAAAGGUACAGCUCGGGUUCGGCGGCGUGGAAGGCAAUGUCUAUCUUUUUGAUAUUCUGUGGCAUGUCACUGAAGGGCAACUCAGGGCCCGCCUCACAAAGCCGGUGAGGCUGCAAGACAACCCUCGGCUUGCGUUGACCGCCGAGGAAAUCGACAUGGGCCCGACGCAGCUGCAGACCCCGAGCCAUGGGAUGAAGACGCGCAUACACGUGCCCGCAGCGCGAAGGCCCAACUAUAAGACAUUCGAAUCACUCGGAUCCGGCACCUUUGGACAAGUCUUUCGAGCACUGGACAUUGAUCUGAAUACCUCGGUCGCGGUCAAGGUGUUCAGAGCUCCACAGAUGGACAGCCAGAUGUACGACGAUUUCUACACAAUUUUGAAGCGAGAGGUGGAGACUUUGUAUCGAGUGAAGCAUGACAACAUCAUUCCAAUAAUUGGGACAGAGAACCUCAGCACCAGCCAGCCCCGCCUGUUCAUGCCGUUGAUGGAUGGAAGUCUGGAGUCGCUUGCGACUCGUGAGUAUCAGGCGCGCUAUGAGCACUGCGAGCUGAUGGUGCCGCACAUGCUCCAGGCCCUCGACUAUCUGGACGUUCACGGCGUGAUCCAUCGCGACAUAAAGCCAGCCAACAUUCUCUACAAACGCGAGGCGACCGGUUACCGAUUCGUCCUGGGAGACUUUGGCCUGUGCAAUAAUGUGAAUUUGGCGGCAACUACUGGGAAAGGCACCCCUCUUUACAUGGCGCCAGAAAUCCUCCAUGGCAAGACGCACUUGCAAUCAACACGGUCGGACAUCUGGUCACUUCUCGUUACGAUCCUCUGGACGAUAGAUUUGGCAGACAUUCGAAAGGUAUCCAGAGCCGUGAAUCAUCAUUCGGAGCGGGACAUGAGAAACUGGUGGGCUCGUGUGCGUGCUACAGCAAAUGACAUUGCAAGCUGGAAGUCAAUGUGCGAAGAAGACCCCGCGCGGCGUCCGUCGGCGGCGGAGCUUCUUUGCAAGCAAUUCGGCGGCCGUGGGCUCACCACGCCGUCGCGGCGCAUCCAGGUUCCAGGAGUGCAGGUCACACCGCCGGAGCAGGCCCCGCGGCAACGCGUUUCAGGGAUGCAGGCCACGCAGGUGACGACAUCGAAGGAGGCCCCGCGGAUCUCGAACAUGAUGGAUUUGGACUAUGAUAUGACGUCGCAAGUAUCCGCCAGUUCAAAAGGGAAAGGGCCGGCGAGGUCCUCCCAGGAUCGCACGCCUCGUUCACAACGCAACGGCACUCGCAGCGGGCAAGAUUACACGCCCGAUAUGCGACCGGGCCCGUGUGAUGACGGCAAGCGGUCGCGGGGUCUCCGAAAGUUCUUCCAUUAG